This is a messenger RNA of Coffea arabica (coffee), 3175 nucleotides long. Its product is annotated as putative cyclin-B3-1. Lineage: Eukaryota; Viridiplantae; Streptophyta; Magnoliopsida; Gentianales; Rubiaceae. The record is from RefSeq and is a predicted model, not a curated record.
UUUUAAUCCUCUGGUUUGAUUUCCUGAUGUCUGAAGUCUGCAUUAUUGAUCAAGACCGUGUGACUCUGAGUAGGACGACAGACUCAGAAAUUACGUACAGGUUUGUGAAUUCUGAGCUAACCGGUUACUAGUAAUUUGAGGUGAUCACCAUGAUAACUUCACCGGGAAUCAAACCAGAUGCCAUGCCCACUUUAGCAUCACCGUUCUCUCACUCGCAGGUAGCAGUAGUAAAGUGCCGCCUAAAAAAUAUAUGGCUGUUUAUUAAGGAGUACUAUUGUGAAACCCGAUCUACCAUGACGUUUGCACUCAAAGGCGCGAUUGGGUUGUACGUCUUUACCAUCCACCCACCGCCACCAUACAGAGCUUGAUCAUUUUUCUCCAAGUGAGAGCUGAGCUUCUCUGCUUCAGCAGUUAUAGUACUAGUUCCUUUUGACCUUUGACCUACCAAUCCAUCGGCAGAGAAUUAGCCGGCUGGAGUGCUAGCCGAUAAUUCCCCUGUAAGCAUUUGAUGAUGGUCGAGUAAUCGGUCCAGCGACACGUGAUGUCAGAAUGCUGAAAACAGUAGGCUUUCUUUGGGGGUUAGUAUUAGCAUAAUGGAAUAGUUUCGGGAGUCAAUAAUUAAUUUAAGAUGGGGGGGGGGGAAAUGUGCAAUUCUGGAAUCUCCCUCCGUCGACACAAUUCAAAUAAAAACCGAGAGCGCCUUUGAUUCGUUCCUUCAACGGUAAACUGCUUAGUGCUCACCCAACAUUCAAAGAAGACGAAGAAAAAGGAAACCUUUCUCGCCUAGUCGCCGUCGCCAGCCGUCACUCUACUUGUCUAGUGCCGUCCGUCGGUGUAGUGGUUGAAUCCCAAGAAAUGAUGAUGGUUCGGAGGUAUCGCUAGUAGCAGUACUCACCAUUUGUUGCUUCUCAAAGAAAUUCAUUUUCGAUUUCAAAGAAGGGUAAUCCCACUCCCCCCCAAUACAUUCUUUGAACAAAAACAAGAAACUCUCUACCCUCUCAAUCUGAAGCAAGAAAAUAUUUGUGGGAAAACAGCACCGGACGCACAAAUGGUGGCCGUUGCAGUUAAGGGUAAAUCCAAACCUUCACAUCAAGUCAUCGAGGAAGACGCCAAUAAGUCAACCAAGAAGAGCAACACUGCCCUUGGAGGCCUCCCAUCUUUCAAGAUAUUUGCAGAACCGCCACCACCAUCUAAUGGCGGGAGACGUUUGGGCAGUGCAACUGGCUCUCAGAGUGGUAUCAAGAACUUGGAGAAGAACAAUGGCAAGAAGGACAGUUCUGUGAAAGCAAGUAUCGGAAGAAAAGUUUUGGCUGAUAUCAGUAAUGUCAGGGGAAGCUUUUCAGGGCCUAAGGCACACAAUAAAUCCAAAUCAUUGUGUAUUUCUAGGAAUUCAGCGGCUGGCACUCAGGCUGGGGGUUGUUCAUCAAGAAUGCCUUUCACUGGAAUUGUGCGGAACAACAUGACUCAAGCUUCUGGAAGCCACCACACUGUGAACAAGGCUGACAAGGAUAUAAAGAUCACUUCCUCUAACGACCUUGGGACUUUCACUCGAGGGUGCAAAUUCGUUGACACGAGUAGGAAAUCUCGUGGGGAUUAUCUGCCUCCAAUAAGGAAAUCUUUCCCAGUAACAGAACAAGUCAAAAAGGUUCCUAUGAAUGGUACAAAGGAGGAAUCUACUGAAAGCUCUGAGAGGCGUAGGGGAAAAUAUGGAUUUCAAGUUAAUUCCAAAGUUGGCAGAAAUGUGGCUUCCCGAGUGCACAACUCUCAGAAUCAUCUCCAGAAAGUUCGAGUUAGUGAUGGAUACAUGGUUAUGGCUUCAAGAGGUCAACGUAACUCUAGACCUGGAACAUUUUCAAGAAGAUCUGUCAAAGUUGAAAGGACCUUAAACUCACAUGGUGUUUGUGGCUUCAAUAAGCCACCUGCUGGUUCUGCUGCUUCGUCCAACAGAAAGGAGGAAAAGGCCAAAUGUUCUUCAACAAAACAUGUUGCAUCAGUAAUUCCCAGUGGACAAACUGCUCAACACGAUGUUUCUUCUUCUAGCAAGAGUGACUCAGAUAGAACUACAGCAGAUAAUGUUUCUAGGAGAAAACCUGAUCGAAGAAAAUCUUUUACUUCUUUACUGAUGUCACAAUCAAAGGAUGAUUUGCCAAAUAUCUAUGAUAAUCAUAAUCCUCUUGAAGUUACUGAAUAUGUUGAUGACAUCUAUCAGUAUUACUGGGUUUUGGAGGCACAUAAUCAGCCGUUGAAACAUUAUUUGGAUAUCCAGAGUGAAAUUACACCUCAAAUGCGUGGCAUAUUGAUCAACUGGCUCAUUGAAGUACAUCUAAGGUUUGAUUUGAUGCAAGAAACACUUUUUUUGAUGGUUACACUAUUAGACCAAUUUUUAUCCUUGGUAAGCAUCGGGAAGAACAAAAUGCAGUUAGUUGGCCUUACUGCACUCUUGCUGGCAUCAAAAUAUGAGGAUUUUUGGCAUCCAAGGAUCAUGGACUUAAUUGGCAUUUCAGCAGAUUCAUACACAAGAGAUGAAAUGCUUGGAAUGGAGAAUACUUUUCUAAAGGCACUCAAAUUCCGUCUGAAUUCACCAACUCCGUAUGUCUUUAUGCUACGGGUCCUUAAGGCUGCUCGAUCAGAUACAGCGUUUGAACAUCUUGCCUUUUACCUCAUCGAGCUGUGCUUAGUUGAGUACGAGGCUUUGAAAUAUAAGCCCUCAUUGCUAUGUGCAUCAGCCAUCUAUCUCGCUAGAUGUACAAUGGAAAUGAAUCCAACAUGGACCCCGCUGCUUGAGAAACAUUCCGGCUACAGAGAAUCUCAAAUCAGAAGCUGCGCAGAGAUGAUCUUGAAAUUUCACAAAGCUGCUAAAACAGCUAUGCUGAAAGUAACAUAUGAGAAAUACAUGAGGUUUGAGUUCGGCAGGGUUGCAGCUAUAAAUCCAGUAGAAGUGCUUCCCCAGUGCAGUCAUGAAAAUCAAUGUUACAAGAAUUGAACAGAGCUAAAAUUUAGAUGAUGGGCUGCUUAUAUAAUGAGCUGAAACCAAAUCCAUUGUAAUCUUGCCCAGACAUGCGACUCAAUUGUCGCUGAAAUUGUUGAACAUAGAUGUUGUAUUGAGAAAUAUGAUUCUAAAUGGUAGGAGCCAGACACUGGUUUGGACGUAUUGUGCACUAUAAUUAGAUUGAAG